Molecule: messenger RNA, 2610 nt
Organism: Emys orbicularis (European pond turtle)
Lineage: Eukaryota; Metazoa; Chordata; Testudines; Emydidae
Gene: ZBBX
Product: zinc finger B-box domain containing
Exons: 19
Coding region: 16-2610 (864 amino acids)
Molecular function (GO): zinc ion binding
Source: RefSeq, a predicted model, not a curated record
UUCACAUUGGGAAUCAUGAACAUCAAUGACUUUGUAAUACUGCCAGGUUCAAAAACUGGAACUUCCGUAAAAUUAAAAGUGAAAAAUAUACGAGAGCUGAAGUUGGAGAAAGUACAGUUAGAACUAGAAAACAAGGAGCUGGAGAAGAAACUACAGCAACUACAAUCUAAUAUGAGCAGAGAAAAAGAAGAGAGGAGGGAACGAUCAAGUGGAUAUCGUUGGCAAUCUGGACAGGCAGGACCAUUGGGAAUUCAACCUCAAGUGUGGUCACAAAAUAAAGAAAAUGUUGUUAAGGUUUCUUCAGGAAAAGUGAAGUUGAAGAUACUCAAAGAACAGAUUCAUGAGCCAAUGAAACAGCCAUUUAUACAUAAAAUGGCAAAUGUUGCAAUCCCUGAAAAACCUAAAAUGAAGGGGAAGGCAUGUGGACAGUGUGAGACCAAAAAUGCUUUACUGGUAUGCUUAGAAUGUGGGGAAGAUUACUGUGGUAGUUGCUUUGCCAGAGUCCACCAGAAGGGGGCGCUGAAGCUCCAUAGAAUGAUUCCUUUACAGGCAAAAACCCAUGUAUCAGUUGGAAAAUUAGAAGCUACCCAUCAGUUCAUGAAAGACUUCAAUCCUGAUGAAUCCAAAAAGAAUCAUGAGCAGAAGAUAGCAAAUAGCAAGAAUCAGCUCAUGUCAGACAUUUCUUCAUCUCUGCUAACAUCAACAGGCAGUGCUGAGGAAGUUUCCACAGUACCAACAGGGGUAGUUUUUGAGAAUCAGAAUGGUGGAUUAUUACUGUAUGGUACUUUUGAUGAGGAAGAAUCUGCAGAGUCCUUUCAAGAAGCUUUAACUCAAUGGAGAAAUGGAAAUCAUGAACACAAAAAGGAACAGAACUCUGAUGAGGCUCAACCAGAAUCCAUGGGCGUUUGUGAGGUACAGACCCAUCUCACAAUUUUGAGAAAACCUGUUAAAAUUGAAUUCAAAGAAGAAAGCCUGAACUAUAUGGAGAAACUGUGGCUUAAGAAGCAUAGAAGAAUGCCAGUUGAUCAAAUAUCUGGUAUUCAAGCAGAUGAAUUCAGACCUAAGCAUGAAUUGAUGAAUGAACCUGAUGAUGCUCUGAGUGGAGGAGAAGGAGGAGGAGAUGAUGAUGAUGAUGAUGAUGAUUAUUUAAUAGUUGAAGAUAUGAAAAAGUAUUGGACAGCUCUCUUUAGAGCAGAAGAGUCUGACACAGUUCCUGGGAACCUUGAGUCUGCUUUGAAAAUUGAGGUACUCAGUGAUUCUUGUGAAGAGGAUCUAGAUGAAUCAUGUAACUCUGUAGUGAUGGAAGUUGGAUCCACUAAACUGAGUAAUGAACAAAGUGAUGCAGUACCAGAAAAUCAGAAGGAUACAAUAUCAGACUUUUUACCAGAACCAGCUGCUGAUGUAACUAGCAAGACAUCUCUUAAUUCUGCUUCUACAUCUGACAAAAAAGACCUUUUCAUUCCUCAUGGUAGAAGCACAGUUCCCAUUAAAGAAAUUUCUAAAGUUUCAUCUGCAAGAACAUCUACAGUGAAUCAUGAAAGAAUGUAUACUGAUUGCAUCCAUUCUAACACAGAAGAAACAGUUCUCAGCAGUCCUCAUGAAAGUGCUGUAACCGAAAAAGAAAGCAUUAAAACACAGACUUCUAGAAGAUCUCUUAGUGCUUGUAUGUUACCUGAGAAGACUUUUGACCUUCCUAAAUUAGGCAGCAAUGAACCUUCCCUCACGACAAGAUCAUUGAAAAACAAUAAAGAUUCACUGGAAUGUAACAGUUUCCACACAAGCAAGAGUUUGAUUUUACCUGUAACUACAGAGGCUUCAGUGUUGUUACAGGAAGUAGCCCUAAGAGAAAAACCUACUUUGACACAAUAUCAAGGACUUGAGGGAUUCUUUAUUUUGCAUGCAAAUUCUAAGCAAGUAACACUUGAUUCAGUUCCUUCACCUUUCUCAGAUUGCAGCUCUACAAACAGUACUUCAGUUUCAGGAAAGGGACAUUGGUUCCGAGACACUAGUUUAAGUGAAUAUGCUGAUGAUUCUGUAGUACAGGAUGUCUUGCAAAGUGAACUGAGCAGAUCUUCAAGUAGUUUGGAACUACAAAACUUAUGUGCUGGAGUUUCGCCAUGGACAUUAAUGCACAAGUCACCCACUGAUAAUAGUUUACAAAGACCUUUGUCAGCAAAUAUACCAUCCUCUAAAUCUAUGAAGUCUGAUCGUAUCUGCUGUACACUCUCUCAGACAAGACCAAGAAAUUUAACUACUCAGCCCUUAUCUAGAGCUGCUACUGAAAUUUCAAAAAUUGAAUGCAUUGAUGUAACUGAACAAAAUGACCCUCUCUUAGAAUAUACUGCUGAUCAACAAGCCUUAGCUGGCUUGGAAAAUGAACUAAAAAGUCAUACAGAUCCUCAGGAAAAACUUUACAGCUUUACCUCUGAAGACUUAUCGGCUUUCAGCAGACAUUCAAAGAAGAUAAGUGAAAAUAUUACAGAUUUCCAUAAUAACCUAGAAAUAAAAUACCACAGUAGAGUUGAUAUUUUUAGAGACUGUGAUGAAAGCCAUACAGAUGAUGAGGAAGAGAUUCUGAGGGACAAGCAGGAAGUUAUGGCACUACGUUGA